CCCACCUCAAUCAGAUGCAGUUGACGUCCAGACAUCAACAUAAUAAAGUGCCUGUGACAAAUAAACAUAAACCACUGACAAUUGAAUAAUUCUGGAUAAAUGGCAUCAACCGAGGGAGAUGUGGUGGCUGUCACCGAGGAUAUUGAUAAAUUAUCAGUGUCCACCCAGGAAUUGUCAAUAAAACCCACCUCCAUCGUAGAAACCGUGGGUUUUCAGCCACAUCUCUCUGGAUUCGAGACUCGAGAGCUCUACAAAAUAGCCCUGAAUUUCUAUAAAGAGAAAGAGGGUAAGGCAGUGCAUUUGUCGUACGAGGACAAGCUUAAACUGGUGGCGUUUACCCAGCAGGCGACUCAUGGCAAAUGCACAGCAGAAAAUUCCCCGGAGUUGGGUGUGUUGGACGUAAUCGGUAAGGACAGACGAUUGGCAUGGCAGAACUUGGGGGAUAUAACGAGGGAGGAGGCGAUGGAGGGGUUCAUUAUUUUGCUGGACAAACUGUGUCCCCUGUUUCGAACGGUAGUCGAGGCUCAGAAGCGAAACAUCGAGGAGCAGGAGCGUAGGAAAAACGAGGAGAAAUUGAAAAGGAUCGAGGAGGAGAAGAGGGAGAGAGAGAUCCAGGAGGAGAGAAAACGGGAGGAGGAGGAGCAGCAGAAGAGGGAGCACCAGAGGAGACAGAUACAGGAGGCACUCAAUCAGCAGACUUAUCAUCAGUUCAAAGCUUAUGCUGAACAGCAGUACCCGGGUAAUCCAGAGCAACAGGGAGUGCUCAUAAGACAACUGCAGGAGCAGCAUUAUCACAGGUAUAUGCAGCAGCUUCAUCAGAAUCGUCUGAUGAUUGAAGAGAGUGCUGAGAGUGAGAAGAAGGAGAUCGAUGAGACUGAUGAGGAGGAGAAGAAGUCUGAGGGGAGGGAUGAGGUGGGAAAUGAGGUGGUGAAGGAGGGAAAGGAGGGAAAGGGGGAGAAGGAGAGCAAUGCCAAUAAUGGGAAUAAUGAGGAGGAGGAGGAAGACUCGGAUGGGGAGCCUGAUUGGCCACCCAUUGAGACACCCAAAAUGUGGACUAGGCCGGGUGUUGAUGAGUUCAAGGAUACCAUUAAGAGGGAAGCUGGAGAUGCUGUCAUCAGGGUGGGACAUGGGGAGACUGUCACUGUGAGGGUGCCUACCCAUGAAGAUGGGGCAUUCCUCUUCUGGGAAUUUGCCACUGAUGGAUAUGAUAUUGGCUUUGGUGUCUACUUCGAGUGGUCCAAACCUGAAACCAAUCAGGUAUCUGUGCAUAUUAGUGAGUCUGAGGAUGAUGAUGAUGAGGAUGACUAUGCUGGUGAGGAUCUUGAGACUGGUGUCAAUGGGGAAAGCAAUCCGGAGGAGAAGCCUAGUUCACCGCAGAUCAGUGUUAUUGUACCUGUGUUCCGACGAGACUCCCAAGAAGAAGUUUACGCAGGUAGCCAUCAAUAUCCAGGUGAAGGUGUUUACCUACUGAAAUUCGAUAAUUCAUACUCUCUAUGGCGGAGUAAAACUCUUUACUACCGAGUUUACUACACACGACCUGGUUUCACGGAUAAUCCGUCUUAACCCAUUGACUGAAGUGUCUGUCGACAUAAACCCCUGGCCAGAGACCAUGUUCACAGGUUUUUCCCUAGUCCGGCUUUCAAGGAGUCCCAAAAGAGCGAAAAAAAAACAAAAAAAAUAUAUAUGAGACACAAUAACGUGAGAAAUAGUUUAUUUAUUACAAAACAACACUUAGAUAGGAUUUUCAUUGGAUUUUAUUUGAAGGAAGAAACUGCGAUUUAGCACAACUUAUUUUCAAUGUUUUUCACUGAAUUCGGUGUACGAUCUCAUCGAUAAUGUAUGUUUAGUAUCUGUCUGUUAGAGUACGGAGCAAAAAUAUUAAUAAAAAAUAAUAAUGUUGACUGUAAACACCAAGUGGCACCUGACCUCCACGUCAGUGGUAAAGUGAUAAAAUAUUUAAAUCGUGACAAUGGAAAAAUGUCUGCAGAUAUGUGUCUAUUUCGUUGUUGCGUUGACACACCUAGUUUUUCCACUUUCCUACUGAAUCUUCUCCGUACAUCCUGUGGUGUUAUUUUAGGUUUUUCUAUAAAAUUAUUUCAUAUGUUUUCAGUGUCAAAGAUCGAGCUCGAUCCUAAAAGCCAAUUAAAUUUCGAAAUGAAUAAAAUCUGUGUGCCUGAAUAAAA
Messenger RNA from Fopius arisanus, 2183 nucleotides. RefSeq names its product Golgi resident protein GCP60. The record is from RefSeq and is a predicted model, not a curated record. Gene Ontology annotation, molecular function: fatty-acyl-CoA binding. Lineage: Eukaryota; Metazoa; Arthropoda; Insecta; Hymenoptera; Braconidae. The transcript has 3 exons. Gene Ontology annotation, cellular component: Golgi membrane. The coding region runs from base 100 to 1563 and encodes 487 amino acids.